GCUAUUUUCCUUUUAAAUAUAUAUGUAUAUUUUAUUUUAUGUUAUUUUAUCGAAGUUUCAAGACAAAAAGAAUAGAAUUAGGCAAAUUCUUCAUCCCAAGAUCUCCCACAGUCGGAGUCAGAGCCUUCUUUUACUCUUUCCAUAGCUCUCUCUCUCUCUCUCUCUCUCUCCCUCGUUCUUAUGCUUAUUCUUCUUAUUCUUCUUUCUUUCUCUUUUUCCUCCAUAGUCCGUAAUAUAUGAUUUCAUCUGGCUACUUGCUCCUUUGCCGUAUAUGAUUCAAGUUUUUAUAAUAUGGAAGAGGGUUCAUCCCGAGAUCUUCCAUACGUCCUUCUCACUUAAAGGUCUCAUCUUCAAUGAAAAAUGAGCAGUAUACAUGACAAUAAUAUUUCCAUGAAAUUCAAGCGAGAUCUGCUCCCGAACCUUUCCAUUGAAAAGAGUGAAACAAAACUUUGCUACACGAGAUCCAAUUCACAAACCCACAGCUAAAAUCAUCCUUCUUUUCUACCUCGUUUCCUUGCUUCCUAUUCCAUUCACAAAGCAACCCUCAAAAAGUCCCUUCCUCCAGUUGGUUGCCAGCCCUUCUUUGCUCUCUUAGAAGUGGGACAGCGAGUACAUACUUUGGGUUUCUGGGUGGCCCAUCUAUUUAAGUAAUGGAGGGAGAAGAUAUGUGUAUCAUUUUACUAGCCGCAAUUCUCCCAUCAGCUAUGCGGAUACACAUAUUUUAACCCAGUAAUGCCCAUUUUGAGCAAGAUCUCUGAAUUUCCAGAGAAGGUGGGGAGAUUAUCAUUUUUUAUUCUUUAAUCAGAAGAGAUUGAGAAGUGAUCAGUAAUUAUAGGCACAGAUCCUGCAAGGAGGGGAAGGCGGAACAUGGCAUCGUCAUCGAAUUCUCCAUGUGCAGCCUGCAAGUUUCUGAGGAGAAAAUGCCAACCGGAAUGCGUCUUUGCUCCCUAUUUUCCACCGGAUCAGCCCCAAAAAUUCGCAAACGUGCACAAAGUAUUUGGGGCAAGCAAUGUUACGAAGCUACUAAACGAGUUGCACCCCUCCCAACGCGAGGAUGCCGUGAAUUCUUUGGCAUAUGAGGCCGAUAUGCGUCUUCGCGACCCAGUCUACGGCUGCGUCGGGGUCAUCUCUCUCUUGCAGCACCAACUUCGCCAGCUGCAGAUGGAUCUAAGCUGUGCCAAAUCUGAACUCUCAAAAUAUCAGAACCUAGGCAUCACUGGCCAUGCCGGUCUAUUUGCUGCUGCGGCUGCUGCUGCAGCCACGGCUACCACACAAAAUCAUAAUCAUCACCACCACCAUACUCAGAACCUUGGCAUCAAUCUGAUCGGAGCUGGCGGUGGGGGAAGGGACCACCACUACCACCACCAAUUAUUUCCCAGGGAUCAGCAGCAGAUGACGAGGAGCUUUGAUGCUGCCAACAACUACGAUGCAAGCCUUCUGGCCAUGAAUGUCUCUGCAAGUAUCGGACAGCUGAGUCAGUUCCAGCAACCCAGGGCUGCUGCGGGAGAUGACCGCCGCACCAUUGAUCCAUCUUAGUUUUCUGAUUAUUGCCUGGGCUGGACUGUGAAGGAAUCACUCAAACUAGAGAUGGCAAUUUUUAUUUUCAGUUGAUAUCCGAUGCAUAGAGAAAUUUUGCUAUGUCAAGUUUACUUUAUUUUCCCCCCUAUUUCAACUGUCUAAAAUCAUCUAAAGGAUAUAUGUUUGCCAUGCCAAAAAUGUACUUGCUUCUCCAGCAUCACCAGUAGUUCGUGGGGUUUUUUUGCCUCUUAAAAUGUGCCAUGGCAGGCAUGGACUGGUUUUGUUUCCAUCCCCUUGAAAUUUUCUCUCUUUAAACAGUUAAACAGACAACAAUAUUAUUUGCAAUUUGAAGCUACAUUUUUCCUUUUC
Messenger RNA from Hevea brasiliensis (rubber tree), 1887 nucleotides. RefSeq names its product protein ASYMMETRIC LEAVES 2. The transcript is spliced from 3 exons. Lineage: Eukaryota; Viridiplantae; Streptophyta; Magnoliopsida; Malpighiales; Euphorbiaceae. The record is from RefSeq and is a predicted model, not a curated record. Bases 868 to 1536 code for a protein of 222 amino acids.